Messenger RNA from Salmo salar (Atlantic salmon), 1853 nucleotides. It is a transcript of the gene masp2, whose product is annotated as MBL associated serine protease 2. NCBI's taxonomy places the organism in Eukaryota, Metazoa, Chordata, Actinopteri, Salmoniformes, Salmonidae. Gene Ontology annotation, molecular function: serine-type endopeptidase activity; calcium ion binding. The record is from RefSeq and is a predicted model, not a curated record.
UGUUUGUUUGCCCAAAGUCGGCUAGUCAGGACGCUAGUUCAUUAACCUUGAGAGCACAAGGGUUCAAAGAUAGUCAAGCGUUCUGAGACACUGAACAAAACCUAUGACACUGCUCCUCUGGAAUCUUCUGCAGCCGAGAUGAACUGUGCGUAUUGUGUAUCUGUCCUCGCCAUCCUGCUUCCUGUAUCUCUGAGCGUGGAAAUGACCUCGUUGUUUGGCAGCUUCACUUCCCCCAACUUCCCUCGCCCAUACCCCAACAACCAUUACACAGUGUGGAACAUCUCCGUCCCAGAAGGCCACAGGGUUAAACUGUACUUCACCCACUUCAGUCUGGAACCCUCCCACCACUGUGAAUAUGAUUAUAUUCAGGUGUUUGCAGAGGCCAAUGAGACAUUGCGUUUCUGUGGCGAAGGGGAGAAAGAGUAUGUAGACGCCCCCAGGAACACAGUUAUCCUGUCGGCUGGGAACAUCAUGUCGGUAGUCUUCAGAAGUGACUACUCCAAUGAGGGGCGUUUCACUGGCUUUCAAGCAUUUUACUCCUCAGAAGACAUCAAUGAGUGCCUCAGCACGGUAGAUGGCGAGUCUGUGUGUGACCAUUAUUGUCACAAUUAUGUUGGUGGCUAUUACUGCACUUGCAGGUUGGGAUACCUGCUCCAUGACAACAAAAGGUCCUGCACUUUGCCUUGCAGAGGUCAGGUGCUGACAGAGAGGUCAGGAGAGUUGACCAGCCCAGGUUACCCCAGUCCAUACCCCACAAUGAGUCAUUGUAACUACACCAUACUCCUACCAGAGGGAUUCAGAGUGCUACUGGACUUCCAGGAACUGUUUGACGUAGAGGGCCACCCGGAUGUCCCCUGUCCAUACGAUGUCUUGAAGAUCUUUACCGAAGGACAAGAGUACGGACCGUUCUGUGGAGCGUCUCCACCUGGCAAGAUAGACACGGGCAGUUACCAAGUACAUGUCUCAUUCAGGUCGGACCUCUCAGGGAAAAACAAGGGAUGGAAGAUUAAGUAUACCAGCUUGGGAGUUCAAAAAGCAUAGUAGAACUUAAAUAUUAAAACAUAUCACAUGCUAUGCCAAUGUGAUACUUUGUCUGAAAUCUUUGAUAAUCCACAUGAUAUAAAAAGCCUAAUUCAUCAAGCAAACUCCAGUGAUAAUUACAUAACACUGUAAAGGGCUUACUGUGAAUUUUCCAGUAAUUUACAGGCAACUAUUGGCAAGUAGGUUUCAGAUAAGUUAACUUCCCAUCAAUCAAAACAUUGACUAUUUUUUGUUUCCAGAGUGGUAUCCUACAAAUCAGGUUUGAGGAGUUAGCAAGGUAACUUUGGCCAACUGAGUUCAACUUGGUAUAACCAGUCAUACGAAUGUGGCUCACCUUUUAGCCAGGUACACUUCUAUGGCAAUGAAUCCUUAACCUGCUCUAGGGCAGGCUAACUAAGGGCUAACUCCAUUUACCCUGAAUUAAGUUUUUGUGCGGCAAGUUAAAGACCAAUAAAAUCAGAUUCCCUUGCUCUCGCAGAUUUUGUCAUCACCUUCAUUGAAGAAGAUAAUGACAGAAUGCAUUUGAAACUUCACGCACAGUAAAACUUUUGUAUGAAAAAUAAAAUGUAUUUUAUACAGGUAACAAAUUGAGAUUAGGAGCACUCCCUUUAAGAGUGUGCUCCUAAUCUCAGCUCGUUACCUGUAUAAAAGAGACACCUGGGAGCCAGAAAUCUUUCUGAUUGAGAGGGGGUUAAAUACUUAUUUCCCUCAUUAAAAUGCAAAUCAAUUUAUAACACUUGACAUGUGUUUUUCUUGAUUUUUUUGUUGUUAUUCUGUCUCUCACUGUUCAAAUAAACCUACCAUUAAAAUUA